GCCCUCCGGAUCCUCGCGUUGCCCCUGGAAACCACACGGUGCUGUAGCUACCAGAGCAAGGGAAGGACAUGACGAUUCAAGAUGGCGAAGGACCUGGACGAGCUCUUGGAUGAGGUCGAGUCCAAGUUUUGCAGACCAGACCCACUGAGACUGGGUAUGGUCGAACGGCCCAGAGGCGGAGGCGGUGGCGGUGGCAUCCUCAGCAACGACCGGAACCCAGCCGAGGCGGAAGAGAAUCUCAGAUCAACAGAAACAUUUAAAAAAGAACAUGAUCUUGACAGUCUUAUUAACGAAAUAUUUGAAGAGCCCAACUUUGACAAAAAAUGCUUUAAAUUAAAAUCUAAAUCUUCAGGUAACACAUCUGUCAGAGCUUCCAUUCAAGGCCCUGGUAAGAGCUGCAGCCCAGUAUACCUUGGUGGAAGUGCUGUUCCAUGUGGGGUUGGGACAAAUACUUCACAGAGUUCUUUUUCUCUGAACAGAGCAUGUGACCAUCUGCGUUGUAUAGCCUGUGAUUUCUGGGUAGUAAGCUACGAUGACUAUGGGUGGGACAAAUCAUGUGAUUACCUGUUUUUCAGGAACAAUAUGCCAGAAUUCCACAAAUUAAAAACAAAGUUGGUAAAGAAGAAAGGAACACGGGCAUACGCCUGCCAGUGCAGCUGGAGAACCAUUGAAGAGCUGACUGACCUUCAGACACAUCAUCACCUUCGCUGGGUUUGCGGUAAACACUGAGAACGCAGACUUUCCACAUUCAGACAAAUGCAUCCAUGAGAACAGUCUCUAUUAACUGUCACAAUAUUUAGGUAAAGGUACAUAGUAUCAUGCCCUUUGGAAAAGACAGGAAAUUUCAUUUAAUGGCUGUAUAAAUUUUCAAAGACCAAAUGGACUUGGGAAGAUAAUGUGCUUUAAUGUUUUGGAAUUAUUCCUUUUUGAUAUAUGGACAUUUCACUUAGGAAGUAAGGUAACAAGUUAUCCAAAUACUUCUUUGCUAGCCUGUCCCCUGUUAAAUAGAAAUUUCAUUGUGGAGUUUCAUACAAAUGUAUAGCCAUUCAGUAGCAACUGCAGUGUUACUGACUGCUAGUAUACUUAGCAUAAACAUUCCUCUUCAUGGCAGUUAAAAGGGAUAAAGCUGGCCCUGCAGAGAGGUCACUGAGGGGUGUACACAUCACCUCUUCCAGUCAGAUCUGUUGUUAGCAAAGAUCAUAAUUUAGACAUGUCAGAAACCAUGUGAUCAGUGGCUAAUUGAAGGGUUUUCGGGAGUAUAGGUAUAUUGUAAGUGAAAACACUGCCUGUAUCUGAUCUAACUUCACCAAUUCAAAGCAAUACUAUGCACAGUAGUAAGUAUAUAUUACCAGUUUUAGCUUAUUUCUCCUCCUUUUGUUCAUUUAGAUAUCAGAAGUUAUUUAGUUUGCUCUUUUAGCAAGUAUUCAUUUCUAUAUAAAAGUGGGUUUUUUUGUUGCACCUAAAAGUACAAGGAAAAAUCCUAAUACAGACAGGUCAUUUUUGGAUUUUCCAAGUACCUUCUUGCCUUUAAUGCCCUAAAACUCCAUUAAGUAAAGAGAAUAGCAAGUAAAAUAUAUUCUCAGGCAGCCUGUAGAUUUUUCUGGUAGGAUCAGGUUGACAUACUGUUUAUUGGUGAGUACAUGAAAAAAGAAAGCAUAGCUGAACCAACAGGUAGCCUGUUGGGCUCCUUCUUAAUAUGACUAAGACUUGAGGAGCCCUACAGUAGCAGCACAUUCAGAAGAUCGGUUACCUCAAAAUUACCAGCUCGCAGCCCCAUCAAGAGAUUCCAAUUUGCCAGCAGCUCUUUACCGCCUGUGUCUAAUAUAUUGUUCAAAUGCAUGACACAGGCUUGCUGAAAGCGAGGAACUGAAGCAAAGUUAUGAUCUGCGUAGUCUUAUACUGAAUCUGUUCCAGCCAUUUUACUCAGGCAAAGAAAGAUCUGGUCAUUAAACUCCUUCUCCUAACCAUGACACAUUUGCAUAUGUGUAUCACUUGCUCCAGUAAGUCUAGUAUUCCAACAGGAUAAAUCUCAUUGUGGCAGAUGCUCACAUUUUUUGUAUUAAGAAUAUGUUUACCAAUCUUAUCUUUCAAUAAAAAUUUUUUACCCCCUGAA
Messenger RNA from Lagenorhynchus albirostris (white-beaked dolphin), 2113 nucleotides. RefSeq names its product cilia and flagella associated protein 418 (gene CFAP418). Gene Ontology annotation, cellular component: cytosol. NCBI's taxonomy places the organism in Eukaryota, Metazoa, Chordata, Mammalia, Artiodactyla, Delphinidae. The record is from RefSeq and is a predicted model, not a curated record. The transcript is spliced from 6 exons. The coding region runs from base 82 to 729 and encodes 215 amino acids.